Rhodotorula graminis WP1 is the source of this 2640-nucleotide messenger RNA. Its product is annotated as glycoside hydrolase family 3 protein. Gene Ontology annotation, biological process: glucan catabolic process. The transcript has 7 exons. The coding region runs from base 1 to 2583 and encodes 860 amino acids. The record is from RefSeq and is a predicted model, not a curated record. Gene Ontology annotation, molecular function: beta-glucosidase activity. Lineage: Eukaryota; Fungi; Basidiomycota; Microbotryomycetes; Sporidiobolales; Sporidiobolaceae.
AUGGUCAACGCACCGCCGCAGCAGUUCAAGAAGUUCGAUGUCGAGGACAAGCUCGCUCAGCUGUCCAUGGCGACCAAGAUCAAGCUACUCGGCGGCAAGGACUUCUGGACGUUCGAGGACUCGCUCGACGAGGGUGUUCCUUCCUUGCGCACGUCGGACGGCCCCAACGGCGUGCGGGGGCGCAACUUCUUCAACGGCGUCCCGUCGUCCUGCUUCCCGUGCGGCACCGGCCUCGCCGCCUCGUUCGACAAGGGCAUGAUGCACCGUGUCGGCCAGGCCUUGGGCGACGAGUGUCGCGCAAAGAGCGCGCACGUCCUCCUCGGCCCGACCGUCAACAUCCAGCGCUCGCCCCUGGGCGGCCGAGGGUUCGAGAGCUACAGCGAGGACCCUCUGCUGUCGGGCCUGCUCGCGGCCGAGUACAUCAACGGCCUCCAGGCCAAGGGCGUCGCGGCCUGCAUCAAGCACUUUGUCGCCAACGACCAGGAGUUCGAGCGCUUCUCCGCCGACAGCGUCGUCUCGCAACGCGCUCUUCGCGAGAUCUACCUCGAGCCGUUCCGCCUCGCCGUCAAGCACUCGAACCCGAAGGCGUUCAUGACGAGCUACAACCGCCUCAACGGCAAGCACUGCUCGGAGAACAAGGAGCUCCUCGACGGCAUCUUGCGCGGCGAGUGGGGCUGGGACGGCCUCGUCAUGUCCGACUGGAUGGGCGUCUACUCGGUCGACGAGUCGGUCAAGGCCGGCCUCGACGUCGAAAUGCCGGGACCGCCCGUCAUGCGCGGCAGCACCGUCAACCGGGCGUUCGGCGCGGGCAAGCUCGCGGGCGAGGACAUCGACGACCGCGUGCGCAACAUCCUCCACCUCCUCAACUUUGCCAUCGACUCGAGCAUCCCGUUCUACGCCGGCGAGGACAAGGUCGACACGCCCGAGCUGCGCGCCCUCCUGCGCGAGGCGGCCGCCAACGCGACCGUCCUUCUCAAGAACGACUCGGGCCUCCUCCCGCUCAGCGCCGCGUCGACCAAGGGCAAGAAGAUUGCCGUCAUCGGCACCAACGCCAAGGUCGCCUACCCGUCGGGCGGCGGCAGUGCGUCGCUCGCGCCGAGCUGGCUCGUGUCGGCGCUCGACGGCAUCACGGCCGCCGCCGACGAGGUCGGUGCGUCGGUCGACUACGCCGUCGGCGUCGCCGCGUUCCGCUACGUUCCGCUCCUCGACCCGUACCUCACGCACCCGACGAGCGGCAAGCAGGGCGCGCUCGUCGAGUUCUACAACGGCAAGCCCGACGGCCAGUGGUUCAAGAGCGCCGAGGUGCCCAAGGCGACCAAGCCCGACUUUGCGCUCGACACCGACACGUCCCUGUGCUUCAUGAUCGACGGCGUGCCCUGGGAGAAGCUGGACAGGCACGUUCGCGCUCGUUACGCCGCGACCUUCACGCCCGACACGUCCGGCAAGUGGACGUUCGGCCUCGGCUCGAUCGGCGCCUCGCAGCUCUUCCUGGACGGCAAGCCCAUCAUCGAGAACGUCGAGUCGUACAAGCCGGGCGAACUCUUCUUCAACAUGGGCUCGCAGGAGGUCCGAGGCGAGGUCGAGCUCGAGGCGGGCAAGGCGUACCAGCUCGAGCUGCACGGCUACGUCGACCCGUCGUCGCUCGGCGCGUCGCCGUUCACCUUCUCGUCGUCGUUCCGCAUCGGCGGCUUCCCGACCGUCGUGCCCGAGACGGCGCGCAAUGAGGCGGCCGACCUCGCGAGCAAGAGCGACCUCGCGAUCGUUGUUGUCGGCACGAACCCGGACUGGGAGUCGGAGGGGUUCGACCGCAAGACGAUGAGGAUCCCUGGCGAGUCGGACGAGCUCGUGCGCGCCGUCCUCGCCGCCAACAAGAACACGAUCGUCGUCAAUCAGAGCGGCACGCCCGUCGAGUUCCCGUGGGUCGACGACGCGGCGACGGUCGUCCAGACCUUCUUCGGCGGCAACGAGCUCGGCAACGGCCUCGCCGACGUCCUGUUCGGCAAGGUCAACCCGUCGGGCAAGCUCCCGCUCACGUUCCCGGUCCGCCUCGAGGACAACCCGUCCUUCAACUCGUUCGGCAUCACGUCCGACACGCCGGGCAAGGUCGUCUACAGCGAGGGCAUCUACGUCGGCUACCGCCACUACGGCCGCGCCAAGCUCGCACCGGCGUUCCCGUUCGGCCACGGCCUGUCGUACACGUCGUUCGAGUUCAAGUCGCUCUCGACGUCGGCCGUGUCGGACGAGGGCGACCUCACCGUCUCGUUCGAGGUCAAGAACACGGGCAAGGUCGACGGUGCCGAGGUUGCGCAGGUCUACGUCGCCGCGCCGGUCGAGGGCCGCAUCACGUCUCCCGUCAAGGAGCUCAAGGCGUUUGAGAAGGUCGUCCUCAAGGCUGGCGAGGGCAAGACGGUCGAGGUCAAGCUGUCGCGCGAGGCGUUCUCGUACUACGACGAGCGGUACGGCAAGUUCGUCGCGCCCAAGGGCGUGUACGAGGUCCGGGUCGCGACGUCGUCGAGCGAGAAGGACGUCAAGCUGCGGGCGUCGGUCGAGGUCGUCAAGGAGAUCCGGUGGAGCGGUCUGUAGUUCUGCUGCACGUAGAGUCUGUCGAGUCGGGAACUGCAGUACAGGGUUUCCGCAUCG